Molecule: messenger RNA, 8396 nt
Organism: Ixodes scapularis (black-legged tick)
Lineage: Eukaryota; Metazoa; Arthropoda; Arachnida; Ixodida; Ixodidae
Product: growth arrest-specific protein 2
Exons: 7
Coding region: 145-1566 (473 amino acids)
Biological process (GO): actin crosslink formation
Cellular component (GO): actin filament
Molecular function (GO): cytoskeletal adaptor activity; microtubule binding; actin filament binding
Source: RefSeq, a predicted model, not a curated record
AGCCCCGGUCAUCCAGACCGCGGACACUGGAUCACCCGUGACGUCCUCUGGGGCGUCUUGGACGAUGGCAGUGCGGGAGAGGACAGUUCGGGACCAAGUUAGCGGCAGGCCCAGAAGGAGCGGCGACCGGACGACGACGUCGGCAUGAAGUCGUGCUCGUGGCGUCGCGUCAGCGGAGACUUCUCGCUCGACGUGGCCAAGGACAGGGCGACCAGGACCAACGGCGGUGCCGCGCACAGGGCCAGGGAUGUGGACGAGUUCUACCUUCGGGUCACGCAGCGACAGGAGCAGCACCUGGUGCCGCUCAAGGAGGACCUUGCCGACUGGCUCAACAAGUCUCUCGAUGUGGCGGACAUCACGGCGGACAACUUCCUGGACAAGCUGGACAACGGCGUGGUGGUGUGUCGACUUGCCAGGCUCAUCCAGGCCAGGGCAGAACUGUGCGGACGCCAGGGCAACUCGGAAAAGGCGGUGCCCAGCUUCGAGUUCAAGUGCUGGGAGAACGCCAAGUCCGAGACGUUCUUUGCGCGCGACAACGUGGACAACUUCCUCCGUUGGUGUCGCAAGUUCGGCGUCAACGAGUCCGUCAUGUUCGAGUCCGACGGCCUCGUUCUGCACAGCCAGCCCCGGUGCGUGGUGCUGUGCCUACUCGAGCUGGGCCGCAUCGCGUCCCGCUUUGGCGUAGAGCCGCCGGGGCUGGUGAAGCUCGAGGAGGAGAUUGAGGAGCAGGAGAAGACGCUGCUCAGGCUCGGCCAGGACGCCGCCGACACCCUUCAGGAGGACUCGGCGUCGUCCACCUGCUCGUCGCCCGCUCUCUCCAGGGCUCACUCCUGCCUCUCGGACUCCAGCGGAGAGCACGGGGUUGCGGGUGACGGGGCUAACGGCACGACGCCAGGGGUCCCCGAGCCUUCGGGCGCCGCCGGCGAGUCCAACGGUGUGCUGGAGCCCGGCGACAAGGAGGUGGACGAGGACGGCGGGCGGGACUCGGGCCUGCCGGCGGAGACCGGCGACGGGGGCGCGGACUCCCUGGACGGCUCCCUGAACGGCCUGUCGUCCACGCCCAGUCCGACGCCGCCGCAGCCAGCGCAGCUCAAGCAGCCCAGGGGCAAGAAGGAGCAGCACAAGUCGCCCUCGGACCUCGACCAGAAGGUCCGGAAAAUAGCCAGUCGUGUGUGCCAAAACGAAACCCAGAUCAAGCGCAUUUCCGAGGGAAGGUACUGCAUCGGGGGACGCAUCUACUUUGUCAGGCUGCUGAAGGAGCGGCAUGUGAUGAUCCGCGUGGGCGGUGGCUGGGACACGCUGGAGCACUUCCUGUCCCGCCAUGACACAUGCAACGUGAUCCUGCUCAACCGGCGGCCCUCUUUGGCCCUGGACGACGGAGGAGCCUCCUCCCCCAGCUCUACGGGGUCCCAGUCCCCGUGCACCCUGCUGGGGUCCAAGGCCUCGCCCCUCGGCUCUGGGCAGGGAAACCCCAACGGCCUGGGACAGUCCAGGCCCAGGUACCGCAGCCCCGCCUCCAGCGUGUCCCUGUCUGCACUCAGCUCCCUUUCAAAACACGUCGGAUGAGCCGUCCCACAUAUGAGGCGUUCAGGGAUGGGCCGUGUCCACAUAGUAAAGGCUUGUCUCCAAAUUAGGAAAAGCUCAUCCCAGACCUUGCCAUUUAAGGAUGCAGUGUCCUUAAUUAACUACAGCUCAUCCCCAAAUUUAGCCACUAAGGGACAAGUUGUCCUCAAUUGGGGGACAACUCAUCCCCAAUUGAACUUCUUAGGAAUGACUUGUUCUCGAUUAGGAACAACUCAUUUCUAAAUAAACUAGUUAGUGAUGAGGGUGCCCUAAUUAGGGAUACCGAUCCCCAAAUUAUGCUAUUUAAAGGUGAGUUGUCCCCAAUUAGCUCAUCCUCAAACUAUCUAUUUAGGAAUGACUUGCCCCCAAUUAGCAACAUCUCAUCCAAUAUUUACCUAUUCAGGGAUGAGGGCUCCUCAAUUACCAACUACCCAUCCCCGAAUGUGGUACUUAGGGAUGAGUUUUCUUCUAUUAAGGAUAAUUGACACCCAGAUUUAACUAUUUAGGGAUGAGUUGUCCCCAGAGACAACUCAUCCUAAAAUGAACAAUUUAGGAAUGAGGUAUUCUUAAUUAGCAAUAGCUCAUCUCAAAAUUAAUCUAUUUAGGGAUGAGUUGUUCUGAAAUAGGAACAUUGCAUCCCCAAUUAGAGCAACUUAGGGGCAAUUUCCAAAUUUAACUAUUGAGGGGUGAGUUGGCCUCAUUUACGAGCAGUUUAUUCCCAAACAAACUAUUUAAUAACGAGUUGUCCCCAAUUAAUGACAUCUCAUCCCCAAAGGACCUAUUGUGGGAUGAGCUAUUUCCAGAUAGGAACAAUUUAUCCUUGUUUUAGCUAUUUAGGGUUUGAGUUGUCUCUAAUAGCAGCAACUAGAGGGAUAUCAGGUCACCAUGUUUAUCUGAAGAAGGUCAGCCUUUUCAUGAGCUGCGCAUGGCAAACCAGUCCCUGCGAUUUGCGGAAGGGGACCAGUGAAUCAUGUAGCACCGAAAGCAUAGGCAUGGGUGCUGUGCUAGGUCAUGCUUGGUGUCCCAGCACGGACCUCUUUUAUGUUGCCAGACAUUAUCUUUAUUUUUACCAAAACGAGUUUACAAAAUGAGCCGAGAAAUUACGAGGACUUUAGUUCCGUAAGCCCUUUGGGAACAUACAGAUACUUGCAUCGUUCAUGAAAAGUUGUACCUACUUUCAUGUAGGAAUGAUUUGAAUUUUAGCAUGCUUACAAUGUUGGAGUGUGUUGAAAUGCUUUGAUCGUCACACUGCUGUCGAUAGGGGUUUGGCAUGAAUUUUGUCUGGGCAGACUCCGGGUUUGUAUGUCGUCUAUGUAACAUUUUGGAGGCACCUUUCUCUUCACACGGCUCCGGCAUGUUCUUCCAUGCCACACAAUGCUGCUGGAAAGAAGGGAUCCCAAUCAUUGGUAGUACAGGUGUAAUUCUAAAAUGCUGCUUUGCCAGGUCAUUGCUUCCAUAUGCAGCAGAUUUGUCUAUGCUUGACGAAAGUUCACAUGAUUCCACUCGAUUGUGCCAUCUGGAGGACCAAACUUGGGAUUUCCGUGGGCUUCCAAAGACCACUUGGGACACUUGAGCAGAGCAUUUUUGGGCAGUGCACCAAGUCUCUCUGAAAUGCUUAAAAAUGCUUGUAUCGGCUUAUUCAAAGGCACUUGCUAAGAUGUUUGUAGUUCUUGGGCUAUUAAUUCUUUCGGUAUCUUGGUUGAUAGUCAUUAGCUUUUACUUUUGGUUAUGCUGUCCAGACCGUAUUUCUUAUUAUACCUGCGGAAACGAUUAGUCCCAAGAAAUAUGAGGUUCCACCUCAACUCAAUGUCUCCUGUUGGCAUUUAUUACAUCGUAUUGACCCCAAAGCUUUUGCUGGUUCUUUCAUUUGGAAAACAUGGCUUUGUUACAUCCUGUACUGUAGGGAGCAAAGAUUUAGUGGGAGACACUUAGUUACAAUGUUUCUCUGAAAGUGGGUAUUCAAAACGAACGCUGCUAAAGAAAAAUGCUUCGAAGAAGCUUUUGAAAGCCUAGUACUGUGACAAUGAACAGGUAGCUUCAGCUCUUGGUUUGUUUACAAAUCAUUUGAAAAAGAAGUAAGCAUCACAACGUUUUGCUCUAACGGUGCUAAAAUCAGUGCCGCUCAUUCCAUUCCAGGAAUUAAUUUUAGCUCCUACGGUGUUAGUCGUGAACCUUUUGCGCUAUCAGCAAACCUAUCGCGGUAUCUGCAGCUUAGUCCCACGCAAUCAAAGUGCACUGCUCAUACAACGUUUAGGCAGUCAGCAAUCUCUUGUCCUACUGCCACAUGUCAAGUGUAAAAACUCAAGACACCCACUGAAAGCUUGUGGGCACCGUAAAGUGUGAAGCACUAAGGACCUCUGAGACAAUAGAAUGAAUGCCAUGAAAUGCUGAAGGGACACAUGCAGACUCAGUUUCUACUUGGGUCUUGAAAAAAAAAAAGGGCAGCAUUUAACAUUUGCAGGCUGUGACCUUAUGUCUGCAUCUGUGCACCUUUGUUGUCAGUGAAAUAGAAUCUUCAUGCAUGAGAGGCAUGGUUCUGCAUGAUAAGUUGAUAAACAUUGUUGCUUCCUGUCUUGCACUGCUGUUUUAAGCUUCCAUGCACCCAUAAGGCUUUUUUUAAGGACUUCUAAUCUCAGUUGUACUGUUAGUUAGCUGCUUACAAUGAGCACUGAUUAACAGAAAUGUGCCACAUCUUCUGAUAAGUGGUAGUCUCAUCUUUUUUAUGGCUUCCAGGGAAUGCUUUAGAAUUGGCUGGCCUGCUCCAGCUCUUAUCCAGUUUUAGGUUUUCUCCAUUUUCCACACACAUCUGUUUCUUGAUCCCCUUUCUCUGUUUCUGAUUAUAGAGCUGUUUUUAUUUUACAGAUACUAGGUUCUACAGCUUGUCACUCGAGUUUUUAUAUUUGUCGUUUUAGCCCAAGCAUGAAUACACUCUCCUUUUCCAGUAGUUUCUUUCUGUGGCCUCUUUACACCUGCUUGGCUGGUGUUUGUGUUUUUCAAAUGGUUGUUUGCAGUGUGUCAAAUAUGUAUGGAGAGGCAGUUUCGUAACAAUCUCGGCUUCUAUGAUGCUAGUUUUGCAAAGAAACUAAUUACUUCAAGGUUAGGUAUUUGUGAAAUCAAGAGAAUUUUCAAUUUUGCAUUGGUCAUGUCAUUGGUUGUUUGCUUGCCAGAUAUUAGUAUGUUAUCUCUGCUGAUCCACAGAUAGAAGUAAUUUUCUUAUUUUAUUAUGUGUUGGGAAGCUGCAUCCAUGUUAGCCUUCAUUUUAUUUUGUGUGAGUCUCAUUUUGAGUGUUUUUUUUUAACAUAUUUUGGGGAGGUUAAGUUUUAAUUUCAAGCAUGUUUAUUUUUUUAGGGAGCCAUUUGCAUACGACUGCUGCUCUUUUCACGCUAUUCUAUGACGUUGAGUGACCCUUUUACAUUUCUCUGGAUCUGUUUUUCCCGGAACAUUUUUUUUGUUUCUUUUUUUGUUUUGGACUGGCUUUAUUUUGGAUUCUUGAAAUCUUGAUAGUCACUGCUUGCUUUCUUUCAGUCUGGCAGCAACUGUUCACUGUUCUUUUAAAAUGGCACUUAAAAGCUCACAUGCAAGAGGCGGGGUUUCAAGAAGGGAUUUAGAAGCAUUUUGUUGCUUCAUCCAACGGCUGCUUUCGGUUAGCGUUUGCUGCCACUUUUUAGAAUAGUACUGUCAUGGCAUUUAAUGGGCUGUUCAUAAUUAAUACAGAAUUUUUACUGUUAGCAGUGCUGUUGUAGCAUUUGGGCCAUAUUUUCAAGGUCUGUGAAUGUUUUGCUCAAACACUGACAUGCAUUUUAAUGAAGGAAUUAGCCUGAAGAAUGCAUGUUGGAUACAGAUGAGUCCAAAUAUUCAGUCCACAGCGAGUGCAACUAAACUUUAUUUGAAGCUGCAGGCCACCACUCCUAUCUGAGUUGUAGACCAGUCAGAAAGAAAAAAAAAAUCGUAGGAUUUAUCACUGAUCAGAACUACCGGCAUAUAUGCUAUUGAAGAGUUGGUAGCAUAUGUAUUGGAUGCUGGUCGAGUUUGUAUCUUGCCACAUUGUUUUUUCUCAUAGGAAUUAUAUUGCAUACUUCUGUUUAUUUUUUAUUUCUUUUGGGACUGUAGUAGAUCUGAAACAAAUCUUUCCUAAUCUCAUUAUAGCCAUGUUUGUACAUUUUAAAUGUGAUGCUCUCAGCUUGAAAUUAAAAAUUGUGGAAAUGUUAUCACUGAGAAUUCUUGGCUGUGGCAUGUUUGGCAAUCAAGGUUUUCUUUGUAUCUGUUCAUUGAAAUUUUCACAUCCUUCACCCAUUGGUGGCUUUAGAAUUUUUUUGCCUUUCACUACAAUUAAUGUGGUCUAAACAUGUAGUAUCAAGUAUAGAGAACAUUUAAUCUAGGUUCUGUGUAAUUACCGGAAUUGUGUAAUUUCAUUCUUUCAUUUUUUAGAGCUACAUUACUUGAAGGCUGUACCAUCCAACAAUUUAUUAAACUGGAAAAGUUUAUUCAACCAUUAUCUUCAGUUGUAUUUUCUUUAAUACAAUGGUAACUGUGUUACUUUGAACUUGGCACUUAUUCUGAAUUUAAUGGCUCUCCUCUUUUGCUUUGUUUAUAUGAACUGAUAUCAUUUUGUUACACUAGGUGUUUUGCAUGUUCAUUGUGUAAGAAAGUCAAGCGUGAGAAUUGCAAUGCCAAAAAAAUUCAGUGCUGGUAACUAGUUAGAUGUAGAUUUUAUUUUGAAUAUCUGUUGUGCUACCUGCUUCAUUCAUUUAGUUGUCUGCUUUUGUCACAGUCAUCUGGAUAGAAAUAUGUCAUCAGUAUAUAGAUAUUCCUGCAUAGCUAUCUGUGCUGCUUCUGCUCCACAUUAUGCCUCCCACUUAUGCCAUCAUGGUAACAACAGUAUUAGCUUUCACUGUAAAGCAGUUGUAAUUAAAAGCUCAAUUAUUGCCUGUUUGUACACCUUUAUUUACCUCAUACUUAAACAUGUUCUAAGAGGUUCUAUUGCACGUUUAUGGGAAGGAUGCUUCACAAGCUUACUAUAUCUAUUCUUCUCGCUAGCAGAGGCAACUAUUUUUUUAGCUGUUGAAAGCCGUCACUUGUUCUUUUGAACCGUCCGCUACGAACUGGAGGAUGAAUUAUCAGGAGUCAUCCUGCCAAGCCGCUUGUUGACCAGCGAUGUGAUGUCACUAGAUUGCGAGAAAAAAUUGAGAACACUGAAUUCUCACUUCAUUUGCUGUCCUUCCGAUAUUACUAAACACAAUGCAAAUUGUAUUUUUUUGUGUGAACAAAAUUGUCUGUCAAGCUUAACAGAUUGUUGAAGCAACAUUGAUUCCAGAAAGGUGGUUGAAAAUUUGUCUCAUGGAAGUGUACCAGUCAUUUCUCAACUUUCGAUCUCUGAAGUACUUUCCUUCGCUUCGAGAUGACAUUGCUCAAGCUGUGGUGAAUGCAGGCUUCAAGAUAAUUCUUUGUUGGUGACUUGGUGUGAUGCUAUUAAUAUCUCAGAUGUCUAUCUUCACACUGCUGAUAGAAUGUGUGUAUGAAAGACGAUAUGCAAUGUUAUUGCCACUGAAGUGACUGGGGACUGCUAAAUUGUGCACUUUCUUUGUUUUGUUUUUAUGCACAUUGAUGUACCUCAUUAAGGUUUUCAGAUUUAAGUACAACACUUGCAACAUCUAUUUUUUUUACUUUUAGGUGGGUUUGGGUAUUAAGAAAACAAGAAGAAAUCUUAUUCAAGCCCUUGAAUGAAUCUGGAAAUGCUAUAAAUAGUUAGCACAUGAAAAGUAUUUCUGAAAAUGUAUGUUUAGUUUAUCAUCCCUGUCAUAGCUUCCAAAGAUCUUCCAGUAAAUUUUAGCAGCUCAAGCCUUCAGUCUUCUUUCACCUUCCAAACCUUCCGUCUUGGAAAUGUACAAGAAACGAGUUCUAAUCUUGUUUCGCUUUACAAACUUCCAUAGCAGCUAUUUGUGUGUUUGAAGGAUUCAGCCCAUGAAGUUUUUAUGCAAGAACUAAACUUGUGUUUUUUUUAGUGAGAGUGUGUGUGACUUCUUGCAUUUCCCUGAAUUGUACUUGAUGUUUUUUUUUGUUACAUGUAGUAAUAACCUUUUUCAUAAUCCUCUUGUGUGCAUGAACAAUGUUUUCCAUGCCGUUGCCAAAUUGCAUGUACUAUAUCACAACAAGGCUCUACAUGAAAGUUUUUGCAGUUCUCCAAGCAGUAUGUAUACAAGAAACUUCCAUUUUGGGCCAGCAUUUAUGUGGGUACUGCCCAAUGUUUUUUUUUUUUUUUGUUUUUUUUUUUUGUGAAUGCAUUUGAGUCUCAGGUUUCUUUAUGAAAUGACAGCUAUACAUUUUUCGAGUAAAGGUUUGCCAAAACAUAUUUGUAAUGCUUUUUCUCACAGAGGUAAUCUUGGCCAAACUACCAAACUUAGCAAAUUGACAUGUUUUAUGGAUCUUACCACACAUCACAUAUACACAGGUCGCAGUACCAACUCUAGCUGUGCAAGGCCAACACAAAUGUAGUAUCAUACGAGCUUCUUUUCACAUAUAAUUUUUUUUGCAACAUUUAUUCUUAUUUAUUUUAGUGUGCUUUGCUAAUGAUGUAGUAUGGACGUCCGCAAACAUGCUUAUGUAUUUGUAGUUCUACAGACUUGUUUAUAAUGGCAGUACCUUUUAAGGGGCUGUGGUUACACUUUGUUAUAUCACAUUCUUUAUACCUUUGUCAUGAAUGAGCAGUUUGCAUUUUGCUGUGUCUUGCUUUAUUCUGUGUUGACCAUUGAGGCCUCAAUUCUGUUUAAGGCUGGCCUGUCUAAAUAUUGCUUUGUUUUGACACAGAAUUCAAUAAAAGAAGCUCCCUUCAAAGU